Molecule: messenger RNA, 1069 nt
Organism: Hyla sarda
Lineage: Eukaryota; Metazoa; Chordata; Amphibia; Anura; Hylidae
Gene: GGPS1
Product: geranylgeranyl diphosphate synthase 1
Exons: 5
Coding region: 140-1033 (297 amino acids)
Biological process (GO): isoprenoid biosynthetic process
Molecular function (GO): prenyltransferase activity
Source: RefSeq, a predicted model, not a curated record
GAAGCUUCUCCGGAGACGGGUGCUUCUUGCAAGAUUUCUGACAAGAGAAGUUGUCCACAAGCCAAGGACCACUUGUAGAGAGCUUUAAAAAGACUUGGAAUUAGCAGUUGGCUUCAAACACUUCUCAGGAUAAAACAAGAUGAUGUCCAGCAACUCUGAACGAAUCUUACUGGAGCCUUACAAAUAUGUGCUUCAGCUUCCAGGUAAGCAGAUCAGAACAAAGUUGUCUCAGGCUUUCAAUCACUGGCUAAAUGUCCCAGAAGAUAAAACCCAGGUAAUAAUUGAAGUUACAGAGAUGUUGCACAAUGCCAGCCUACUUAUUGAUGAUAUUGAAGACAAUUCCAAGCUUCGCCGAGGUUUUCCAGUUGCUCAUAGCAUCUACGGUGUUCCAUCUGUUAUUAAUUCUGCAAAUUAUGUUUACUUUCUGGGUCUAGAGAAAGUGUUAACUCUUGAAAACCCACAAGCUGUCCAUGUUUUUACCCAACAAUUACUUGAACUUCAUCGUGGCCAAGGCUUAGACAUUUACUGGAGAGAUACAUAUACUUGUCCCACAGAGGCAGAAUAUAAAGCUAUGGUGUUGCAGAAAACAGGGGGUCUCUUUGGUUUAGCUAUUGGCUUAAUGCAGUUGUUUUCUUCAUAUGACAAAGACUUAAAGCCAUUACUGAAUACUCUUGGACUUUUCUUUCAAAUCAGAGAUGAUUAUGCAAAUUUAUACUCCAAAGAGUAUACUGAGAACAAAAGCUUUUGUGAAGAUUUGACAGAAGGCAAGUUUUCAUUUCCUACAAUACAUGCUAUUUGGUCAAGGCCUGAAAGCACUCAAGUUCAAAAUAUAUUGAGACAGAGGACAGAAAAUGUAGACAUCAAGAAAUACUGCGUCCACUAUCUUGAGAAGGUGGGAUCUUUCGAAUAUACUAGACAAACUUUAAGAGAAUUAGAAAAUGAAGCCUAUGGACACAUCAAAUCCUUAGGAGGAAACCCUGAGUUAGUUUCAAUAAUAGAACAACUUAGCAAUAUGUAUAAAAAUCCAUCAUAGUGAUAUCAAACUACUUAUGAUGUUAAUAAAGGCCUA